Dreissena polymorpha is the source of this 3982-nucleotide messenger RNA. Its product is annotated as diphosphomevalonate decarboxylase-like. NCBI's taxonomy places the organism in Eukaryota, Metazoa, Mollusca, Bivalvia, Myida, Dreissenidae. The transcript is spliced from 15 exons. Bases 171 to 1979 code for a protein of 602 amino acids. Gene Ontology annotation, cellular component: cytosol. Gene Ontology annotation, biological process: isoprenoid biosynthetic process; isopentenyl diphosphate biosynthetic process, mevalonate pathway. The record is from RefSeq and is a predicted model, not a curated record. Gene Ontology annotation, molecular function: ATP binding; diphosphomevalonate decarboxylase activity.
CACUGAUUUUUGAACUCAGCAUUUAUAUGUUCUUGUUUUUGAAUCAGCUCAUUCAGUACAAGAAUAGUGAUUGUAGUUCAGUUUAUAGGUAAUUGUCGCCUGAAUUUCAUACAUGAUGAUGAAAGGUCAUUGUCAUCAAACUUUGGCAUCACUGAACUUAAGAUAUAUAGAUGGAGGUAAAACCAGAUAUAAAAUCUGAAUCUGAGGCCCCAGCUGUGUCGUCUGCUCCAAGGUCUCCACGGAUACACGGCAGGUACAAGGGGCCAACAGGAGAUUUCUGUUGUGUGCCUGGCUGCACAAACUCUCGUGGAAAAUGCAACCGCAUGGGCAAACAAGUUUCAUUUUACACAUUUCCAAGAGAUAGCAAACGUCUUAAGAUGUGGUUGGACAGAAUUCGUUUAGAUGUGCUCUCUGAAGAUGGACAUUUGGUACCUUUUACACCUAAAAAUCAUCACAGAGUGUGUUCGGAGCACUUUGUUGGUGGUAAAAAGGUUGAUCACCCUAAUAGUGAAGCUUAUGUUCCAAGUGAAUUUCCAAGAAAUGCUGUAAGAAAAAGAACAACUAAAAGAUCCCUUGAAGCAGGUUUAGCAGUACAAGUGGUGACAAAGAAACAAAAAAAAGCUACGGCAGAACUAGCCCCUAAAGGACGACCACCCUUCAGCGUCAAGUAUAGGUUUCCACUUCCGUUUCUAGGACCUGUUCCAAUAGUGUACUCAGCUCCAACUGACCAUACUUACAUCAAUCUCCCAUCGGUCAUGAGUCAAGGUGUGGUCAUGGAGACCUGCACAUGCACUGCCCCAGUGAACAUGGCAGUCAUCAAGUACUGGGGAAAACGACACAAAGACUUGGUAUUACCACUGAAUUCUUCAAUCAGUGCCACUUUAGACCAGAAACAGCUUAGAACAAAAACCACUGUGGCUAUAUCACCAUCAUUUGAAGAUGACAGGCUCUGGCUAAAUGGAAUAGAAGAAAGAGUGGACACUGUCCGAAUUCAGAAUCUUCUAGCAGAACUGCGCCAGAGGUCCAUAGAGCAACAGUCCUGCCCACAGGAAUGGUUUUCAUGGAAACUACACGUCUGCUCAGAGAACAACUUCCCGACUGCUGCAGGCCUGGCUUCGUCUGCUGCAGGAUAUGCCUGUCUAGCAUUUUCUUUAGCUGUGCUUUAUAGACUGCGGGGAGAUAUCUCGGACAUUGCAAGACGUGGUUCAGGCAGUGCAUGUCGCAGCAUGUACGGAGGUUUUGUGAUAUGGGACAAGGGUACCAAGGCAGAUGGCACUGACUCCAUAGCCAGGCAAUUAUACCCAGAGACACACUGGCCAGAGCUGCACAUCCUCAUUCUAGUGGUGAGUGAUCAGAAGAAGCACACAUGCAGCACCGCGGGCAUGGAGGUUACCGUGGAGACCAGCUCUCUCAUGAAGCAGCGUAUCAGGCUGGUGCCUGACAGGAUCAAGGAGAUGACCAGUGCCAUUGAGAAGAGGGACUUCCACAAGUUUGCAGAGCUCACCAUGAAAGACAGCAAUCAGCUGCAUGCAGUUUGUCUGGACUCAUAUCCACCCAUUUCCUACAUGACAGAUGUUUCCCGCCAAAUUGUACACAUGGUGCACGAGUACAACAAACUAAAAGGACAAAACAAGGUGGCUUACACAUUUGAUGCUGGUCCCAAUGCUUGUCUCUACCUUAUUGAGGAAGAUGUAGCUGAAGUAGUCUCCCUUGUCACACAUUUCUUCCCUCCUAUUGGGCCUACUGAAGAGUUUUACACUGGAUUGCCUACCGGCUCAGUAGCACUGGAUCAGUUUCAGGUUAUUGCCUCUCAAAUCAAUCUGCCCAAGCAGCCUGGUGCCAUCAAGUAUGUGAUCCACACCAAGCCAGGCCCUGGCCCAUGUGUUCUGACCAAGAAGGUAGACUCCCUUCUGGACAUUAGUGGACACCCCAAAUAUGACACACGUGGAGAGCCAAAAUCUGUGACAACUGACCAAUAAAUGUGUCUCUCUUACUAGUGGACAGAUAAUCUGUGACAACUGACUAAUAAAGUUGGUUCUGUUACUAGUGGACAGCCAAAAUCUAUGCCAACUGAUCAAUAAAGUGUGUUCUCUUACUAGUGGACAGCCAAAAUCUACGCCAACUGAUCAAUAAAGUGUGUUCUCUUACUAGUGGACAGCCAAAAUCUAUGACAACUGAUCAAUAAAGUGUGUUCUCUUACUAGUGGACAGCCAAAAUCUAUGACAACUGAUCAAUAAAGUGUGUUCUCUUACUAGUGGACAGCCAAAAUCUAUGACAACUGAUCAAUAAAGUGUGUUCUCUUACUAGUGGACAGCCAAAAUCUAUGCCAGCUGAUCAAUAAAGUGUGUACUCUUACUAGUGGACAGCCAAAAUCUGCACAUACUGAAAAAUGAAGUUGGCCCUCUCACUAGUGGACAUUCAAAAUAUGUACAUGCUGACCAAUGAAGUUGGCCCUCUCACUAGUGGAAAUUCAAAAUAUGUACAUGCUGACCAAUGAAGUUGGCCCUCUCACUAGUGGACAUUCAAAAUAUGUACAUGCUGACCAAUGAAGUUGGCCCUCCCACUAGUGCACAUUCAAAAUAUGUACAUGCUGACCAAUGAAGUUGGCCCUCUCACUAGUGGACAUUCAAAAUAUGUACAUGCUGGCCAAUGAAGUUGGCCCUCUCACUAGUGGACAUUCAAAAUAUGUACAUGCUGACCAAUGAAGUUGGCCCUCUCACUAGUGCACAUUCAAAAUAUGUACAUGCUGACCAAUGAAGUUGGCCCUCUCACUAGUGGACAUUCAAAAUAUGUACAUGCUGACCAAAGUUGGCCCUCUCACUAGUUCACAUUCAAAAUAUGUACAUGCUGACCAAUGAAGUUGGCCCUCUCACAAAUGAAGUUGGCCCUCUCACAUUCAAAAUAUGUACAUGCUGACCAAUGAAGUUGGCCCUCUCACUAGUGGACAUUCAAAAUCUUUGCAUGCUUACAAUAAACAAAGCUCGCUGCUUUACACCAGUUUACCUUUAUUAAUUGGUCCAAACUUAUAACCAAGAAGGCAUACUUCUUACUGGACGGAGUGCAUGCUUGAGUAGACUUUUAAUAAAAGUGCAUAUGAACCAGUUUGUCUGGAAAACAAGAUAUUUUAAGACUAUUUUUAAGUCAAUGGGAUUUAGUGCUAGCAAGUGUUUUCCAAAAUUUCAGGCCUUGAGACAGUAAGUUGAUGUAUUAAACCUUUCACACUCAUAAGCAAAUUAAAAUGGCUAUUUGCAAACAGCAUAAAACCAGAACAGCCUGCCAGUAACUCGCAGUCUGUUCAGGUUUUACAUUUUUUGCUGCUCAUUAGUAUCUAAAGGUUGGAAAUGAAAUCUUUAAAACUUGAAUCUAUCAAGGAAGGUCUUAAAUUAAAGUACACUUUUAAAGGGACCACAAAUGUUUCAAAAUAUGUAUCUAAGUGGUAAAGGGUUAAAUACAUAUCUAAGUGGUAAAGGGUUAAAUAUGUAUCUAAGUGGUAAAGGGUUAAUAUUCGACGCUUGCAAAGCAGUGUGGUAUCCUCUAUUCAAUCCAAUCAAAUGAUUUAUGACUAGACAUAGAUCUGACCUCUAAGUGUUACACUUGAAAUUUAACUUAGACACGUAUUUUGACGCAUUUGUAGUCCCUUAGUAACAUUUAAUUAAAUACCUCUCUUACUAGAUUCAAGUUUUAAAGGCUUCAUUUUUAACCCUUAGUUACCGAUGAGCAGCAAGCAGCAUAAAACCUGAACAGACUGCGAGUUACUCGCAGGCUGUUCUGGUUUUAUGCUGAUUGCAAAAGCCAUUUUCACUUUGCUUCUUAUGGGGGAAAGGGUUAAAGCACAGAAAAUUGAUAUGAGCUUUAUGUUUGCCUGUUAAACAGACAUUUUAAUAUGAGGAAUAAGAUGAAUACAUGUUUUAUUUUAAGAAUGACAGUUUGCAGGUUCCCAUCAUCUUUGUUGAGGUCAAAUACCAGUUUAUUACGAAUUAAU